AUGGUGCCCGGGGCGCCCGGCGCGGCCCUGACCCUCUGCCUCUGGCUGGCGGCCUCCGGGGGCUGCCUGGCUGGCGGCCCCGGCGCCGCGGCUGCUCGGCGGCUGGACGAGUCCCUGUCGGCCGUGAGCGUCCAGCGCGCCCGCUGCUCCUCCAGGUGCCUCAGCUUGCAGAUCACGCGCAUCUCCGCCUUCUUCCAGCAUUUCCAGAACAAUGGUUCCCUGAUUUGGUGCCAGAAUCACAAGCAAUGUUCUAAGUGUCUGGAGCCCUGCAAAGAGUCCUGGGACCCGAGGAAGCAGCAGUGCCAGACCUUCUGUGAGCCUCUGUUCCCCAAGAAGAACUAUGAAUGCUUGACUAGCUGUGAGUUCCUCAAGUACAUCCUGUCGGUGAAGCAGGGGGACUGCCCGGCUCCUGAGAAAGCCAGCGGAUUUGCCGCCGCCUGUGUAGAAAGUUGUGAAGCUGACAGUGAGUGCUCUGGGGUGAAGAAAUGUUGUUCGAACGGAUGUGGACACACCUGCCAGGUGCCCAAGACACUGUACAAAGGGGUCCCCCUGAAGCCCAGAAAAGAGUUACGAUUUACAGAACUGCAGUCUGGACAGCUGGAGAUUAAGUGGUCCUCGAAAUUCAAUAUUUCCAUCGAGCCCGUGAUCUACGUGGUACAAAGAAGAUGGAAUUAUGGAAUCCAUCCUAGCGAAGACGAUGCCACACAGUGGCAGACGGUAGCCCAGACCACAGAUGAGCGGGUCCGGCUGACUGACGUACGACCCAGCAGGUGGUACCAGUUCCGAGUGGCGGCUGUCAACGUGCAUGGGACCCGAGGCUUCACGGCCCCCAGCAAACACUUCCGCUCCUCCAAAGAUCCAUCUGCACCGCCCGCACCGGCCAACCUCCGGCUUGCAAAUUCUACUGUAAACAGUGACAACACCGUGACCGUGGCUGUGGUUUGGGAUCUCCCCGAGGAACCAGACAUCCCUGUGCACCACUACAAGGUGUUCUGGAGUUGGACGGUCAGCAGCAAAUCCCUUGUCCCCACAAAAAAGAAGCGGAGAAAGACCACGGAUGGGUCCCAGAAUUCUGUGCUUCUGGACAGACUCCAGCCGGACUAUGGCUACACCGUGGAGCUGCAGGCCAUCGCAUACUGGGGGCAGACGCGCCUGAAGGGGGCCAAGGCCUCCCUGCACUUCAUGCCCAUGCACGCCACCAGCCGCAAAGAGCAACCUGGGAAAACCAGAAAGAGCAUGAUGCACAUGCAGCCCCCUUUCCAACAACGACGGCCCGCGCGCCUCCUGGAAAUCGGAGCCCCCUUCUAUCAAGACAACCAACUGCAGGUGAAGGUCUACUGGAAAAAGACUGAAGAUCCCAGCGUCAGCCGAUACCACGUGCGGUGGCUCCCGGAGGUCUGUGCCCACAACAGAAGCAGCGGCGCUGAGACCUCGUCCAGCAUCACCCAGGACAAUUAUAUAAUUCUUCAAGAUCUAUCGUUUUCCUGCAAAUACAAGGUGACCGUCCAGCCGGCCCGGCCCGCGGGCCGCCUGAAGGCAGAGACCGUUUUCUUUACGACGCCUCCGUGCUCGGCCCUGAAGGGGAAAAGCUACAAGCACGUUAGCUGCCCGGGCGAGGCAGGUCACAUGCCGGUCAAAGUGCUCGCCAAGCCCGAGAACCUCUCUGCCUCGUUCGUCGUCCAAGAUGUGAACAUCACGGCCCACUUCUCCUGGAAGAUGGCCAAGGCCAACCUCUACCAGCCCAUGACGGGCUUUCAAGUGACCUGGGCUGAGGUCACCACCGAGAGCAGACAGAACAGUUUACCCAACAGCAUCAUCUCUCGCUCCCAGAUUCUGCCUUCGGACCAUUACGUCCUCACGGUGCCCAACCUGAGGCCGUCCACGCUGUACCGACUGGAAGUGCAGGUGCUGACCGCGGGAGGCGAAGGGCCGGCCACCAUCAAAACCUUCUGGACGCCCGACCUCAUGCUGCCCUCAGCGGACAGACCCCAUCUUAAACCUCGGCAUCCUCAUCAUUACAAGCCUUCUCCAGAAAGAUACUGA
This is a messenger RNA of Odobenus rosmarus divergens (Pacific walrus), 2043 nucleotides long. RefSeq names its product Kallmann syndrome 1 sequence (gene ANOS1). Bases 1 to 2043 code for a protein of 680 amino acids. The record is from RefSeq and is a predicted model, not a curated record. Lineage: Eukaryota; Metazoa; Chordata; Mammalia; Carnivora; Odobenidae. Gene Ontology annotation, molecular function: peptidase inhibitor activity; protein binding. The transcript has 14 exons. Gene Ontology annotation, biological process: neuron differentiation. Gene Ontology annotation, cellular component: extracellular region; cell surface.